Molecule: messenger RNA, 979 nt
Organism: Ipomoea nil (Japanese morning glory)
Lineage: Eukaryota; Viridiplantae; Streptophyta; Magnoliopsida; Solanales; Convolvulaceae
Exons: 5
Source: RefSeq, a predicted model, not a curated record
AUGUUGUCUGUUCCUGACCAUUUUAUUCGCACUACUCGGUUUUUUUUGGAAUUGUCACCACCGGUGUGGGAGGACGGCUGGGCCGAGAUUCAUUGUUCUCCGAUCGUGAAAAAUUUCGGUCGCUUAGACUUCAUGACAGUUGCGUGCUGUGGCAACAUAACGGUGCAAUUGCAAACCAGGUUAACUGCAUCAAAAAGCCCUUUACGCAGUAUCAGCACUGCAACUGUGUUGUCUCAAUCCACAGGCAUUGAUGACUUCACCAGUGGUGCUUUGACUAUCACUCCAGUAGCUGAUCUGUUGAAAAAGAAGCAGAAUGGGGAGUUCUAUACACCUGCUGAAAUUGUGGCCAUUGAAGGCUCUUUUGGAUGGAUGUACAUCUCAUGCAUGUCACCAGGAUGUAACAGAAAGCUUUCUGGACAAUUAGGUGAUCUGAUUUGUACACACUGUGAUAAGAAGUAUCAAGAGGGCAUGGCAAGGUAUCAGGUCAAAGUUAUUGUUCUAGAUAAAGGUCUACGAGAUGCUCCAUUCCUUUUAUGGGAUAGAGAGUGUUCUGAAUUAGUUGGUAUCCCAGCACACAGUUUGUACACGAAGUAUAAUAAGGUUCCUGACAUUCCAAGAGAAUUGGAAUCCUUAGUUGGUCUAAGAAUGAUAUUUAAGAUAUCAUUAAAAAUGGAGUUCAUGAAGAGAGCUAAUUCAGCCUACACUGUGAUGAGAGUUCUAAGGGAUGAAGUCUUAGUGUCAGCAUACUGUUCUAAACUUAUUGAAGACCAAGAGAAGGACUUGAUGACAAAAAUGAUAGAUGAGGAUGGGGAUGAAGAUGAGGAAUCUGAUCAGGAGGCUUCUAAUGGAGACAAUGAGGUCAACAGUCCAUUAAGUAUACAGCAGUCUCAAAGUCUAGACAUUGAACCUGAAGAUCCUAAUGGUGUCAAGAGAUCGCUUCUGGAUCAAUUCUCCUCUUCUAGGAAGAAGGGAAAAAAAU